Messenger RNA from Rodentolepis nana, 1659 nucleotides. Lineage: Eukaryota; Metazoa; Platyhelminthes; Cestoda; Cyclophyllidea; Hymenolepididae. The record is from the annotation of a GenBank genome assembly.
CUUCUGGUUUUGUAUCAAUUCGACGGUGAAUCACAACAUUGGCCUGUGCGUGUGGUCGACUCCGUUCCUCAGGCUCAUAUGGACUGGAUAACUUGCCUCACGAUGUUCAAGCAGAGUUCUGAACGUUAUGUCAUUGUGUCGGGUGGAAAUGACCAUGCACUUGGAGUUUGGCAAAUUAUGAACCUUCCAGGAGACUCAUUCCCAUCACUUUCUUCAGUUUGGUUUGGAACUGAGCAUCCACAACCAUUGAUUGCUGUUUCUUUCAAAGAAUCUCUCCUCAUAUCCACUUCAACCGAUGGAACAACAGUAAUUUGGGACAUAACUGAUUCUGGUGUUGAAAGUAAAAGGAAGUUUAUUCUUCCAGAGGCUAGACAGGGUGGAAAGUUGAACGUGAUGAACAUUAAUGUGUGUGCAUACGAGGAAGGGCCUGAGGAAAUGGAUUCUGAAGAAGCGGAUGAACUUGGCUUAGGGUUACUGUUUGGUUACGAACCAGAGUCAGAAUCGAGAGAUAGGAUUGUUACAGUUGACGAAAAAAAGAUGGACUGCAACAAAUACGGAAGCUUUACGGUUGGCUUCAUGCUUCCCGAUGGCUCUUUCAGCCUGAAGACGAGGCACAUCUUCAAACCGAAAUUCAACGUGGCCUUUGCCGGUCAUGCGAAUGUCCUUGACGGCAGCACCAUUCACCUUUGUCCUGGAGUCGAAAACGAAGGCAAAAGUGUUCUUGUUUCUGCGGGCACUUCUAAUGAUCGUGUAGGUGAGGUUUGCUUAUGGAGGUUGAGUACAGACAGUCGUAUGUCUGGUGGGUUGAAGAAGCAGGCUGCUGGAGCAGUUACAGCGAUUACAACGUGUGGAAAGUACAUUUUAGUUGGCUGCGACAACGGUCAAAUUUCAGCAUAUCGUAUUGAAGAUGGUUGUCAGGUAGAAUUCUGCGCGCCUCCUUUUGCUCGGGCUAUAGAUGAUCUGCUGGUAGAAGUCGAUGAAUCUGGUAAAAUGAAUGGACUUGCAAUCACAAAUGGCAAUGUUUACGAGUUUUAUGUACAAGAAGAUUCAGCCUCUAAACUAAGCACAGUUUAUUCGCUCAACCAAAGUGUUAUUCAAUCCGGGAGGGAUCCCUUUGUCUAUUCGGUUUCGUAUGAUCGAGAAACUAGAAAGUUGUUAUUUGGAACUUCUGGUGGAAAUCCCCUCAUUGGUUGUUUUGGAGGUGAUUCUGUCACUGGUGAAAGUGAAGUUGAUCUUGACAAAGAUACUGUCGCUUCCUCACUGAGCGUCGAUCCCUAUCCUCAGAUUGUGACUAGUGUUAAGAAGUUCAAGUUUCGCCAAAACAGCACACGAUAUUUGGGCCUCGUAAACGGAGAGCUUCGAUUCUUUGGAACAAAUGGGAAGGUGAAUUUGCAGUUUUAUCUUGGAUGGCAUUUUGUUAUUCAUUAUCUGUCAUGCUAUACUUUUCUCUCUAUAUAUCCAAAGGCACUAAAGAACAAUGAGCAAUUGACGAAUAUUUCGUCAAAGGAUGACUUACAGGUGAUUACCUACCGUAAAAGGGACUAUCUUCUGGUUUCUGGAACUGUGGAUGCUCAUUAUUCAGCCAUCCACCUUUACAAUGACAAACUUGCGUGCUUGGGAGAGUACAAAGUAAGUGUGGCACCAUUUGAGCAUAAUUGA